UGGCCCCACCUCCUCUGCGCCUCCCGCCCUCCCCGGGCAGGAUAGUGGAGCGCGGCCGGAGGCGCCUGCAGAUGCGGGCGGAAAAUGGAUGGAACUAGAAGAAACCAUUCUGAUCAAGGUGUGAUCAUUUUCUGCAACAACUCACAGGACUCAUGACAGGGCUCUACAGGUAUAACAGGAAUUCAUAAAAAUGUCAGGUGUGGUCCCCACAGCCCCCGAGCAGCCUACAGGAGAAAUGGAAAAUCAGACAAUAUCACCAACUGCAGUAUCUGAUGUCCCACCUGACUACAAUUCUCAUUUUGUGCCAGGACCUGGUGGACCAGCUGCCCCUACACCUGCAGGCUUGCCGAUGGGAUACAAUAUUCCACAGCAUCCCGGUGCUAUCCCCUUGUACCAUCCCACUGGUGGUGCCCAUCCUAUCCAGUACCAGCCUGGCAAAUAUCCUAUGACGAAUCAGCCUGCUCCGGUAAUGUGGAUGCCAGGGCCAACUCCUAUGCCCAGCUGCCCUCCUGGUCUGGAAUAUUUAGCUCAGUUGGACAACAUACAUGUUCUUCAGCAUUUUGAGCCUCUGGAAUUGAUAACAGGGUUUGAAACUAAUAAUAGAUAUGAUAUCAAAAACAACAUAGACCAGAUGGUAUACAUUGUUACUGAAGACACAGAUGACUACACCAGGAAUGCCUAUCGGAACCUCCGACCCUUCGUGCUCCGGGUCACUGACUGCCUGGGCCGAGAGAUCAUGACCAUGCAGAGGCCUUUCCGAUGUACCUGCUGUUGCUUCUGCUGCUCCUGUGCAAGGCAAGAGCUGGAAGUGCAGUGUCCUCCUGGUGUCACCAUUGGAUUUGUUGCAGAACACUGGAACUUAUGCAGAGCCACUUACAGCAUCCAAAAUCAGAAGAAAGAGAAUGUGAUGAGAGUCAACUCUCUAGAUGGAGCAUCUAACAUCGGCAGUAUUAUCAGAAAGUGGAAUGGCUUUCUAUCAACAAUGGGAGAUGCUGACCACUUUGAGAUUCGCUUCCCUUUGGACCUGGAUGUGACGAUGAAAGCGAUGAUUUUCGGCACUUGCUUCCUCAUUGACUUCAUGUACUUUGAAAGGACUCCUACACGGCGUUCAUCAAGAUAGAGGGAUCAAGCAAAGAACCAGUUGAAAACAAAAUUAGAGAAAUGUGCGUUGGGCUCACAGCCAGCCUUCAGUUAUUUGCAAGUAUCUUUAUCUGGCUUGAACAUUGCUUUCACUGGUAUAAGUUCAAAGAUGCAGUCAGGACACAUGUCCCAGUCGAGUAUUUGGAUUCUUGGGACACUAUUAGCCAAGUAAACAUAAACAGUGCAAGCAAUAAACAAACAGCACAUGAGCUAUGGAAAAAUGAAGCCCUUAGUUCUCAACUUAACAGGCAGUAACACAUCUUCUGUGUCUGUCUGUCCCUCUCUUCUUUGUCAAGAGGGCAAACUUGAUUCCAGGUGACAGGACUUUCACAAUUAAUCGUCGUCUUUAGGACUCAAAAGGCACACAGAAAUAACGUGCUUUAACAAGCAAAGAAAAUACUUCUUGUGGGCAUGUAUCAGAAGUGUGUUCUGCAACAUUCAUAAAAGUUCAUGAAGUUCUCUGUGGGGAAUUUGACUUUAUUACAAAAGAAAGUGUGUUUUAUGCUUCAGUUUUUACUUGCCACAAGUAUGUCUUCAUCUCUUCAGCUGCAUAAUUUGAAGCUAACUAUUCAUGAAGGCAGGAUGAGGCUACUAGGGAAAGUUGGCCAGAGCCACAACCAAAUAAGAUCUUCACAUCUUAGGGCUUUGGUGCUUGAGUACUAACUUUGGACAUUUACUUACUUGGCACAUUUAGCAUCACAGACACUUUCGAUCUGAAUUUUUAUCCAGAAGUCUAGGAUUAUGUAUUGUAUCUUUGUAUCUCACAUGACACUUUUUCAAAACCAGUCUAAUGACCAGGAUGUUUAUAAUGACAAACAGUUUAUAAAAACUGAAUGUAUAAAUCUUAUCAUUGUUUACCAUUGCUUUACUGCAUUCCAUGUCAAACAACUCUUUACAAACAAACAAUAGGAAAACACAGUAAAUAUGUUGCCUUCAAAUUCUCCCCAGAUUGUCAACGAACACUAUGGAGGAUCAGCUGAGCACUUGUAUGUACCAAGGAUGGUGUAUGUGUGAAUAUAAUAAUUAGUGAGUCUCUCAUCUUGGCACGUGGACUGUGUUCUUUCAUGGAUGUAUUCUUUUAGAGCUUAUUUAAUGAAGAUUAAAUGUUCUUAGGUUGGGUUAUCCUGAGAGAAGAGUCUUAGCUGAUAGCUCUUUUUGAAAUAAAUGACAGGUGCUUCACUUUUACUUAUACUAACCUUUUUAUGAUAAAGAUUGUUUUACUACAUUAUUUGUAAAAAUUCUUUACUUGCCAUUGUUCAUUUUUAUAAAAAAUUAAGAUAUAUGAACUGUUUUCUAAAAUAAUAAAUACCUUAUAUUUUAAAAUGCAACUCAAAUAGUAACUAGACACACCUGCUUUCUGUAGUACUUACUUAUAUAUUGCAUAUAAACCAGAUUAAGAGAGCUUGUGUAUGAACUUGUCAUUUUACCCACCCUGGCCUUACAUUGAUAGUGCAGGUCAGGUACUUUACAUUUCUGUUGCAUAUUUUAGUGUUUGUGAUACUAAUAUAUCUCUAACUGAAAAUUCCUUAAUAUAAUAAGGUGUCAUAUUUUAAUGUAAUGUAAUUUGUGCAAUUCCUGUAUCUCAUAAUGGAAUUUAUUGUAUGAAAUUAACCACCUUAACUAAAAAGAUAAACAAAACUUUUUUCAUUUUA
Molecule: messenger RNA, 2792 nt
Organism: Cricetulus griseus (Chinese hamster)
Lineage: Eukaryota; Metazoa; Chordata; Mammalia; Rodentia; Cricetidae
Source: RefSeq, a predicted model, not a curated record